Molecule: messenger RNA, 4416 nt
Organism: Fraxinus pennsylvanica
Lineage: Eukaryota; Viridiplantae; Streptophyta; Magnoliopsida; Lamiales; Oleaceae
Source: the annotation of a GenBank genome assembly
AUGGAGCUGAUGAAGCGCAUUUGUCCGGAUUCUCCAUAUGUGUGGAAUCAAGAGGGAGUUUCAGAGUGUUUCGACAAUUUAUAUCCUUUGAUUCGCUUGCUUGAUUUCAUAUCACUGUUCAACAUCCUUGGUCUCGGUGUGAACAUAGUGACUAUGGUUAUGAUUGCUGUACUCGGAAUCACGACAAGGCACCAGAAAGAACGUAGGAGGAUACACCUUUCAGCAAAGAUUUUAUUUUAUCUUCUACCUGCUCUUGGAUUAUGCUUCGCAUUCUUCGACGUGGCUGUGCUUAUAAGGAGAAGACUAAAUGCAUACCACGUUGCAUAUCAUGAAUGGUUAUUUAGUCUCUCACAGUUCUCAUUCUGGGCUAUAGUUAUCCUUGUAGCAAAGUCCGAAAAUCGGUUGGUUGUCAUGUGCAAUCGCAUCCUGUGUUUUUGGUGGAUUGCAAAAUUGUUUCUGCUGAUCCCUCGACUGCAAAUAGUUUUUUCUUCACCAGGGGUUUUAAGAUGGCUAAAGGAGAGCUGCGUGGCUAUUACUGACAUACUUUUUGGAAUUUUGAUAAACAUAAUCAGAAUAAAGUGGGCAGCUCAUGGAAGCAGUUCAAUGGAGGAGUCACUUCUCCCCUGCAAGAUGGAAGUUAAAGAAGAUUGUUGGACAGAUCUGGGAAUUGUUGGCAAUGUUUGGCAUAUCGUGACAUUUAAAUCCAUUGAUCCAGUGAUGCAACGAGGUAUGAAAAAGCAGCUUGACUUUGAAGAUUUGCUUCAGCUACCCUCGGAUAUGGAUCCCUCAUCCUGCCAUAACAUUCUACUAAGCUGUUGGAAUUCACAACGAACAAAUACUGCUGCCCAUCCUUCUUUAUUCAAGGCAAUAUAUUCAGCUUAUGGAUGGCCAUAUUUCUGCCUCGGUCUGUUGAAGGUUCUCAAUGACUGCCUUGGUUUUGCAGGACCGAUACUUCUCAAUAAGCUAAUUCAUUUUCUUCAACAAGGUUCCAGAGAAGCCAAUGGCUACUUUCUAGCAAUAUCCUUGGGCUUGAUAUCUGUUUUGAAAUCUUUCCUAGACACACAAUAUACUCUUCAUCUUUCAAAACUUAGGCUCAAGUUGAGAUCCAGUAUCUUGACUGUCAUCUAUCGGAAGUGUCUUUGUGUUAGCUUAGCGGAGAGAUCAACAUUUUCAGAAGGAGAAAUUCAAACAUUCAUGUCCGUUGAUGCUGAUCGAAUUGUAAACCUCUGCAAUAGUGUUCACGAUAUAUGGAGCUUGCCAUUGCAAAUAGGAAUUGCUCUGUAUUUACUCUAUCAACAAGUCAAGUUUGCCUUUUUAUCUGGGGUGGCAAUAAUUAUUUUGCUAAUACCAGUGAACAAAUGGAUCGCUAAUAGGAUUGCAAAUGCAACCAAAAAUAUGAUGGAGCAAAAGGAUGAAAGGAUUAGGAAAACAGCAGAACUUUUAACAUAUAUCCGCACUUUAAAAAUGUAUGGCUGGGAGCUUCUUUUCGCUAAAUGGUUGAUGAAGACAAGAUCCUCCGAAGUCGCAUAUUUAUCUACUAGGAAGUAUUUGGAUGCCUGGUGUGUUUUCUUUUGGGCAACAACACCCACUCUUUUCUCUCUGUUCACAUUUGGACUCUAUACAAUGUUGGGUCAUCAGCUUGAUGCAGCUACGGUUUUCACUUGCCUUGCUCUAUUCAACAAUUUAAUCUCCCCUCUAAACUCAUUCCCAUGGGUCAUUAAUGGUUUGAUUGAUGCCGCCAUAUCAACUAGACGGUUGAGCAAGUACCUCUGCUGUUAUGAAAUUGAAACUGGACCCAGUCUCUCAUUCCUGUCACAUUCGGAUGAAAAGUUGGAUUAUGAAGAUACUCCUGUUGUUCUUCGUGAUGCAUCUUGUACAUGGUCAAGCAGUAACGAGGAGGAGUUUGAUCUGGUCUUGAAACACAUAAAUCUUUGCGUUCCUAAGGGCUUUCUGGUUGCGGUAAUUGGAGAGGUUGGAUCGGGUAAAUCGUCUCUCUUAAACUUGAUUCUCCGGGAAAUGAGACUCGUCAAUGGAUCAAUUUACUCAAGUGGAACCACAGCAUAUGUUCCACAGGUCCCUUGGAUUCUGUCGGGAACUAUCCGUGACAAUAUUUUGUUUGGCAAGGACUAUGAUCAGAAAAGAUACUCAGAAAUAUUACAGGCAUGCGCUCUGGAUCUUGAUAUUUCCCUAAUGAUGGGAGGCGACAUGGCUUGUAUUGGAGAGAAAGGAGUCAAUUUAUCUGGAGGACAGAGAGCUCGUCUUGCGCUUGCCAGAGCUAUCUACCAGGGCUCAAACAUAUACUUGCUUGAUGAUGUUCUAAGUGCCGUUGAUGCACAUGUUGCUUGCUCAAUUCUACAAAAUGCUAUUCUUGGUACUCUUUUAAACCAGAAGACACGCAUUCUCUGCACACAUAACAUUCAGGCAAUAUCUUUGGCCGAUAUGGUGGUUGUGAUGGAUAAAGGACGUAUGAAGUGCAUAGGAAGUCCAUCUGACCCUUCUGUUGCUUCCUACAUAUCGUUUUUAUCAGUAAAUGACUUUAACACAUUUUCUGAGGAAGGCAAGAAAGAAAAAAUAUCAAAUGUUAUUAAAGAAACCCUUGAGAAAGACCUAGAUGAUGAUUGUAUAAGCUCUUCCAGCCAAGCCCAAGACAUCAUUGAGGUUGAGACAAGAAAAGACGGUAGAGUCGAACCAACUGUGUACAAAAAUUAUGCUGCAUUUUCUGGUUGGUUCAUUACAAUUCUGACAUGUCUCUCCGCAAUUCUAAUGCAAGCAUCUCGUAAUGGAAAUGAUCUGUGGCUAUCAUUCUGGGUUGAUACAACUGGAAGCAACCAAAAAAAGUACUCAACUACCUUUUAUCUGGUCAUACUCUGCGUGUUUUGUUUAGUGAAUUCCUCCUUGACUUUGGUGAGGGCAUUUGCAUUUGCAUUUGGUGGUCUACGGGCUGCUGUUCGGAUGCACGAUAAAUUAGUACAGAUUCUUAUCAAUGCACCGGUUAGUUUCUUUGAUCAGACCCCAAGUGGAAGGAUACUAAACAGAUUGUCCUCAGAUCUUUAUACAAUAGAUGAUUCUCUUCCUUUCAUACUCAACAUUCUCCUGGCAAAUUUUGUUGGCCUCUUGGGAAUUGCUGUAGUUUUGUCGUAUGUGCAGGUCGUGUUUAUGCUGCUUUUAUUGCCUUUUUGGUAUAUAUACAGAAAAUUGCAGUUUUACUACAGAUCAACGUCUCGGGAAUUGCGAAGACUGGACAGUGUUUCUCGUUCACCUAUUUAUGCAUCAUUUACCGAGACAUUAAAUGGUUCACCAACUAUUAGAGCUUUCAAGUCUCUGGACCACUUCUUCUCUAGGUUCACUCAGCAUAUGCAAUUAUAUCAGCGGACUUCUUACACAGAGAUCUUUGCAAGUUUAUGGCUUUCCCUUCGUCUUCAGUUGUUGGCAGCAUGUAUCGUAUCAUUUGUUGCUGUGAUGGCUAUUGUUGGCUCUCAUGGACUUCUCCCUGUCAGUUUGGGCACUCCAGGGCUGGUCGGGCUAGCCCUUUCUUAUGCUUCCCCGAUUGUAUCCUUUUUGGGUAGCUUCUUGACUAGCUUCACUGAAACAGAGAAGGAGAUGGUUUCUGUCGAGAGGGUUCUUCAGUACAUGGACAUUCCUCAAGAAGAACUGAUGGGAGAAAAUCCAUUAGACCCAACUUGGCCAUUGCACGGUGAGAUCCAGUUUCAGAAUGUAACUCUCAGAUAUAUGCCAUCUUUUCCCCCCGCACUACGUGAUGUGUCUUUCACUAUUGCUGGAGGAACUCAGGUUGGAAUCGUGGGAAGAACUGGUGCUGGAAAAUCAAGCAUUCUGAAUGCUGUAUUCCGUCUCAAUCCAAUUUGUGGUGGACGUAUUAUAGUGGAUGGUAUAAACAUUGCUGGAGUUCCUGUCAGAGAUCUCCGUUCUCGUAUUGCUGUUGUUCCCCAGAGCCCAUUCUUGUUUGAAGGAUCAUUAAGGGCAAAUUUGGAUCCAUUCCAGGUAACUAAUGAUGAAAAGAUCUGGAACAUCCUGGAAAAAUGCUGUGUUAGGGAAGAAGUAGAAGCAGCUGGAGGACUUGACACUCAUGUACAAGAAUCUGGAACCUCUUUUUCAGUUGGGCAACGACAACUCCUUUGCCUUGCACGUGCUCUUCUCAAGUCUUCUAAGGUACUCUUCUUGGAUGAGUGCACUGCCAAUGUAGACUCUCAAACAGCUUCUAAACUACAGAAAGUAAUAUUUACCGAAUGCCGAAGCACAACUGUUAUCACAAUUGCUCAUCGCAUUUCCACAGUUCUGAUCAUGGACGAUAUUCUUAUUUUGGAUCAAGGGACACUGGUUGAACAAGGAAAUCCACAUAUACUUCUGCACAACGAGUCCUCCAGAUUCUCGAGUUUUGCCAGGGCUUCAACAAUGUAA